Messenger RNA from Aureococcus anophagefferens, 2784 nucleotides. RefSeq lists its product as hypothetical. Lineage: Eukaryota; Pelagophyceae; Pelagomonadales; Pelagomonadaceae. The coding region runs from base 1 to 2784 and encodes 927 amino acids. The transcript is spliced from 14 exons. The record is from RefSeq and is a predicted model, not a curated record. Gene Ontology annotation, molecular function: DNA binding; zinc ion binding; ATP binding.
AUGCCGUCGUUCUCUUCGGGCGAUCGAUUCGACAAUAUAGAUGAUAUGGACCCAUCAUAUGAGGCAUCGAUCGCGAACAACUCAAGGUCGAAGUGUAGGGAGCGAAGUUGCCGUUGUGCGAUUGCCCGUGGUACGCCUCGUAUCGGCAGAAAGAUGAAAUGUUCAAAAACAAGCUGGUAUCAUGUUGAGUGCAUCUUUGAGCAAUUCUUGCGAGGGUCGUGGCAACGAAAGACAAUUACGACGCUCAAUGACGUGAAAAAUAUUCAUGUGCUCACUCUCGAGCAAAACUUCGACGUAGCUCGAGCCAAACGGGGUCUGAAACCCUCCUGCGUCGUCGAGGAUUGCCUCGGCCUGGUAAAUCAAAUUCUCUCGCACAAUGUUAUUGGAGUAAAUCGAGCUACUUCCAAGCACUUCCCUCACCAUUUCAUUCUUCCAAUAUCCAGUGCACUUCAAAAUGAUUUCACAUCGAAUUGCCUCUUUGGUCGUUGUAGAGGUGGCUUGAUUGCUGACGCUCAAAAUUUCGCCGAGAAGAGUGGCGAGAAGACCAUAAUAGUGAGCCACGAACCAUAUGUCCGACACGGAGAUUGCGGCGAAGAUUUUCUGGGAACCCGUCGUUGCAUGAGCGAACAAAGGAUCAUACGGCCGCACGAAGUUCAAAUAGUCCACAACCAGUGGACUUACAGUACCGCGCCGUCGUUAAAGAAGAGAAACUCUUUCUGCACCGCACUCGAGCGCGUUGCGGGCAUUCUCUGCAGCGAAGGCCCCCGCGCCAACUAUCAAAAUGACACGACUCAAAAAAUUUACGUCCUCUGGACCGUUAGCGACUCCGUAGUGCACUCUCCCAGUCCACGUGCCUUCGUUCGGAAAACAGAGUUUACGAGUGGCUCCCAAGCGUCGAUUUAUACCCGCAAGCACUCUGCUCGCCUCGAGAGUUGCAUGGUUUCGGUCCCCUCUCCGCAGGGCGAUAAGCUGCUUCUGAGGUGUUCACCCUCGAUGACGAGCGGUUCCCGACUUGUUACAGAGUUCUAUCGCUGCAAGCAGGCAAAGGCGGAUGAGGACUUCAUGUCUUAUGAACACAUGCGUAAUGAAGUUGACUUGAUUCAACCGCAAAUGACGACGCGACUCAAACGACUAGACGAGCACCUAGAUCGCCAACUCCGACAAACUCGACGAGAGCGACUCAACGACUAUCCCAGAGAUUUUGAAAUGCGCCUUCAGCCUCGCCAGGCGAUCAGUAUGAGAUUGGUCCGAGACGAUCAUUACUCACACGGCAAGAUGGAUCGAUCUUGGGGUGCCUGCGGAAUUAUCGUCCAUCGUCGCAUCCAUUUUGUUAUCCAACACGCUGCAAGUCGAAGAGGCUGGACAAUUCGAGAGGACUACUACCCGGGCCAGAAGAAUUCACUAAUGAUUUUGGAACGAGCGCGCUCCGGAUCGCCUGAACGUAGGGUGUUCGAGCAUCUUGUGUGUGUUGAACUCAGAUCCUCACAUGCAAGUUUUUUCAAUGCCAAACACAUUGCAAUGCAUUUGCUGAGACAAGCAGGAGUGCCGGUGCCACGGAGUAUAAGUGUAUACAAGACAUCUGAUCUCAAUCACGUCGAGAGUCGGCUCAAUUUUCCUGUUGUCCUUAAAGUAUCGACAGGGACCUUUGGGAACAAGAUAGUAUUGGGUGUAACUACAUUGGCUCAACUUAAGGUAGAGUACAUGAAGCUAUGUCCUUCUUCAUGCGAAGCUUUUCUCGUCGAGGAGAUGGCUGUUGUUCAUCGAAGGCCAAAUUGGAUUUCAUGUGAACACACCGACUUCACAUUCGGCGACUGCGUGUCUCGCAAUAAUCACCUCAGGUCACAGAUUGGCCUCAGCAGUAUACCUGUUGAUUGGGAAUUUCUCCGUCACUCAAAAAAAUUGUAUCCUGACACCCGGCUUGCUUGGCGCCACCUGAGAAAGAUUCGUCUUAGUGACGAUAUGCGACGAUUCCAAGGUAACUACCUCGAACAUGUUCCUAGCUCCAGGUGGCAUCCUUCACUCCAUAUUCUUGCCAGAAGGAUUUUUAGCAUUGGCGUUCCCACUCAGCGUAUGAUUGGCUUCGACGUCAUCGCUUCUAAUAUCUCGUCUGACAUUCGCAAUUUUCCCCCGCCUAUAUUAGUCCAUGACAUCAAUUCUAAUCCAGACACUACAAUUUCGUUCGUGGCUGCUAACCAGCCACACUGUCCCUUUUAUGUAACAGAACGAAUCCUCGAUGCGAUGUGCAUCUUCUCCCGCCGAUGUACACUGUUCCUUUUAUGUAACAGAACGAAUCCUCGAUGCGAUGUGCAUGCUAUGAUAGUAAACAUGAGGGUACGAGACGUAGUCAAUACUGCGCGAGCUGAAAUCCUGAACUUGGCCUUGAGUGUGUGGCAGAAAACUCUCGGUUCCGAUGCGCUUUGCUUGACCUUUGUCAAUACUUGGCCAUCUCCUGACACAAAUGACACGAAACCUGAAAGGCUUUAUUUCCGUUCCUUCGCUGCCAGACAGAUGAUCGGUCGCUUGAUGGACCGUGUCGUUGAGGUCGCAGGUCAACUGCCCUACCCGAUAACCAGUUCAUCACGUCAUCUUCCGCAGCAAGUGCCGGACAUCUGCCAACACGCAAGACCUCGUCCUGAAUUUGACCCGACAACCGCACGAUACUUGCCGUGGCCCCCUGCAAUGCGAGAUGGGCUUGUCGCACUUCGCCGCUGGACCGGAAGGGAUGCAUCGUGGCCGGUCCUGAGGCCGCUCGAUACCUCUUGGUCCUUCGUGAUUCAUCAGUAA